AGUUCACUUUAAAUUGAAACAAAAAAACAUUUUUAUAAAAAAUACUUUAUGAUGAAGCUUAUAAAAUUAACUUUUAUUCUUUGUACUUAUGCUUUAGUUUUUGGAGCAGAAAAUGUUAAUAAACAACCUAAAGCAAUCCUAAUUGAAGCUAUAGAACAAGAUAAUAUCGAUGAAAUGUAUAUUGACAUUCUUGAGAGCAUCACAGAAGCUUUUGAAUACGGAGCUUCAUGUCAAGGAAAAAUGCAAGUUCUCGUAGCAUAUUUAAAACUUAGAGAUUCUACCGCUCACUUGAAGUGGGUUGCUUCAGAAGAGCCCUGCGGGUUUUAUCACAACAGUGAUAUUUAUGGUUAUUUUGAGGUUACCGACAGUUACGGCGCAAAAUCUAAUAUUAAAAUAAUUGGUUAUGCAUAAAUUUUAUAAUUUCAAUAAACAGAUUUAAAAAGUUA
Onthophagus taurus is the source of this 446-nucleotide messenger RNA. NCBI's taxonomy places the organism in Eukaryota, Metazoa, Arthropoda, Insecta, Coleoptera, Scarabaeidae. The record is from RefSeq and is a predicted model, not a curated record.